Paramecium primaurelia is the source of this 9890-nucleotide messenger RNA. Lineage: Eukaryota; Ciliophora; Oligohymenophorea; Peniculida; Parameciidae. The record is from the annotation of a GenBank genome assembly.
AUGAUGUUUCUCAUUCCUUUAAUUUUACUAUUUCAACCUAGCUUUAGUUUUCGUAGUUUUGGAGCCAAUUUUACUAAAGCAAACUCAAAUUUUAGUUGUCCACAAUAUCACUAUUAUUAACCAGACUUAAUCCCUCAUACAUGCGUUGGUAUAUAUCUUUCAUAAAGAAGGGUACAUUUCUAUAUGUAAAGGAGUUACUGAAGUAACUAUAAAGAUAUAAGAUAAUUAAGAAGUGCUAUGUCAUCCAAGGUUUUAAGCAUUUUAUUUAAUGCCUUUAUCUUCUAAUAAUUUUAUUGUUCGUUGUAUUUCCCCUUUUACAACAACUUACCAAUAUGAUUAGAAUGGAGAUGUAACUUAUUCAUGCUAAUGUAAAUUGAGAAUUAAUUGUUUUUUAGAAACAAAUAUUGGAUAUUGCCUUUUAGCUUAAAAUUACACUACAGUGUUAAAAUGUUAGUAUUGUUAUGGAUAUGCAGCUGGGCCAUUGUGUAAUACAUUAUUACCUGGUAUAUAGAGUGGAAUAUUUUAAUGUAAUAAAAUUUUGAUGUUUGAUUAGAAUGUCCAUUGAAUUGUAAGGAUUGUGAUGUAUUAUUAUAAUACUGUCUAAGUUGUUUAGAUGGUUAUACAAAAAGCAGUCUAACUGAUACAAAAUGCAGUUAUUGUAAUAAAAUCAUUAAAAAUUAGAAUGCAAAUUAGGAGAUGCAAGUUGUUCAUAUGAACCUUUAACUGGUACAUAUUUAACUUUAAGUUGUUCAGUUGGGUAUGAAUAAACAAUUGUUGGUAUUUCAAUAGUUUGUAAAAGUAAAAUAUAAUAUUAAGAUAAUUAGAAUGUACUGAUUAUUGCAAUUUAUGCAGAAAUGGUGUAUGCAGUUCUUGCAUUACAGGAUAUUAAUUAGUGAAUGGUAGAUGUUUUGGAGAUCCAAAUUGUAUGAAAUUUUAGUAAGUAAUAUAAUUAUUAACAUAGAAUUGUUUAUAAUUCAAAUAAUUCUCCUACUGGAAUUAAUUGUUUAGAGUGUGAUUUUGGAUACUUUAAAAAAGGUUAGAUUUGUUAAUGUAAUUAAUUAUUGUUUAUAUAAUAGUGUGUUCAACAAUGCCUGGUUUAGAAACAUGUUUUUUAUGUAAUUCAGCAACAGAAUGUAAGACAUGUUAAUCUAGAUAUUAUUUAAAUGAUUAAAAAAAGUGUGUACCUUUUGAUGGAUGUGAUGUAAGAUGUAAUACCUGUUUAACUACUAAUCCAAAAUUUUGUACUACUUGUGAUUACAUUAAUUUUAAAAGAGUAUCAACAGGUGAUGGUAAUUGUGUUUGUGCAUAAGCAUAAAAUUAUGCUGAAAAAUAUGGAUCAUGUGUUUUAUGCACAGAAGGAUUUUGUAAAACUUGUACUCUUAACUUUUUUGAAUGUACAUCAUGUGAUCCAGCAAGAAAUAGAAUUCUAGUAGAUAAUAGUUGUCCAUGUUUAUAAGGAUAUUAUGAAACUGAAUUAGAUGAUAAGAAAUGUUUAAGUAUUAAAUCUUUAAUGAAUUUAGAAUGUCAUGAAACUUGUUAUAAUUGUGAUAAUCCAACAAAGAAUGAUUGUACUGAAUGUGAUAGUCUUAAAAAUAGAUAUUUAUUUCAGGGAUAAUGUUUAUGCAAAAGAGGAUAUGUUGAAAUCUUAUCAAAUGGAGCUUUGGUUUGUUUAGGUUCAUAUAUCAAUAUAAUAAGAAUAUAGCUUGUCAUUCAAGAUGUGAAAAGUGUUCUAAGCCAAAAGAUACUACUACUAAUUAAUAUUGUACUCUUUGUAUUCCAGGUUAAAAGAGGAUGUUGACAGAUAAAUUUAAAUGUGAAUGUAUGAAAACAUAUGGGGAUAAUAAUGGUCUUGUAGAUAUUUGUUAUUGUAAUAAUGAAAAUUAUAUUAUAGAAUGUUAUUAUACUUGUGGGAGUUGUGUUGGUGAUUAAGCUACUGAUUGUAAUAUGUGUUUGGAAUCAUCUUAUAGAUAUUUGACAUUAACAAAUGAAUGUAAAUGCAAAGAUAAUUAUUAUGAAGAUGGUAUCAAUAAUAGAGAUUGCAAAAGUAUUAUUUAUUAAUUAUAUUAAAUUAGGAUGUCAUUAUUCUUGUUAUAAUUGUGAUGGAAAUUCUAAUAUUGAUCAAUGUAUCUAAUGUCCUCCAAGUAGAAUACCUGAUGGAAUAGGAUCUACUUUUAAAUGUUUAUGUUCUGAUCCUCAUACAUUUGAUGAUGGAUAAAGUUUAAUUUGUAGUUAAUGUCAUUAUUCAUGUAAAACUUGUAAUGGAUAUGAUGAGAGUGAUUGUUUAACUUGUGAUUUGAAUUAUAGAUAAUUUGUAUUUUCAAAAUGUGAAUGUCCAACUGGAUAUUAUGAAGUAGGUUAACUUUAAUGUUCAUGUAAUAUUUAAAAUUAUUAUAUAAGAAUGUCAUUUUACUUGUCAAAAUUGUUAUGAUAAGAAUUAAGAUAAUUGUAUAACUUGUUCAGCUGAUUUAAAUAGAAUUUUAAUGGGAAAUACAUGUUAAUGUAAGAGUGGUACAUCAGAUUAUAAUGGUACUUAAGCAAUGUGUGAUAGUAAUAAUAAUAUAUAUUAAUAAAUAAUAUUAGAAUGUUCAUAUCGUUGUGCAGAUUGUACUUAAGUUGAUGUUAAUUAAUGCAUAAGUUGUCCAGAAUUUUCAUUUAGAGAAUUAGGAUCUAAUAAAUCUUGUUCAUGUCCAUCCAAUUUAAUUGAUAUUCCCAAAAAUCCAAUAUGUCAAAGUAAUCAUUUAAUAUUAUUAAUCAGUUUGUCACUUUACAUGUUCUUCAUGUUCUGGAUUUAAAUCAACAUAAUGUACAUAAUGUAGUGAUUUAUAAUAAAGACAAUUAAAUAAUCUAGGAGAAUGUGAAUGUAAAAGUCAUUAUUAUGAAAUUGGAAGUGCAGAAUGUCAAAGUUAUUUCUAUUAUUAUAAUUUUUAGUUUGUAGUAAAUUUUGUUUGGAUUGUUAUCAAACUGCUGAUUCAUGUACUUCUUGUUAACCUGAUAGAUAUUUGAAUAAUGCUAGUACAUGUCUUUGUAAAACAAAAAUAUAAGGAAUUAAGAUUAGUACAUUUUAAUUCUCAACCUAAACAUCUUGUUCUAGUUGUCAUUAUUCAUGUUUAACUUGUGAUGGAUUUUCAUCUUCAAAUUGUACUUCAUGUUUAGAUUCUGAAAAUAGAAUUUAGACUGGAAAUACUUGUGGAUGUAAAUCUAAUUAUUUUGAUUUUGGUUCUACUUCAUGUUAAUGUAUAAAUUUUAUAAUUAACAUUUAAAAGAAUGUAGUUACAAAUGUGAAACCUGUUUUUAAAGAGAAGAUUAUUGUUUAAGUUGUUCCCCUUCUAGUUUAAGAUAACAUAAUAAUUUAUUGAAAUUAUGUAAUUGUCCAAAUGGCUAUUAUGAUGAUGGAAUAAAUUCAAUAUGUUAAAGUAUUUAAUAUUAUAAUAAAUAAUUAGAAUGUCAUUAUUCAUGUUUAAAAUGUUAGGGUAUAUCAACUAAUUGUGAAUUAUGUUCUGACAUAUCUAAAAGAAUAUUGGAUGUUAAUUUAUUAACUUGUAAUUGUAUCUAAGGAUAUUAUGAUGAUGGAGUUGAAAUUUGUAAAUAAUGUCAUUAUUCUUGUUUGUCAUGUAAUGGUUAAGGAUCUAACUCAUGUAAUUCAUGUCUUACAGUAACUACUACAUUUAGAGUAUUUUAUAAUAAAACUUGUAAUUGUUUAUCUGGAUAUUAUGAUGAUGGAUCAUCUAUUAAUUGUAAGAAAUGUUAGAAUUAAUGUUUAACAUGUUAAACUUAUUCAUAUCAAUGUUUACUUUGUCCAAUUACAAGACAUUUAAUUGGAUAGAGUUGUAUUUGUGAUUAAGGAUAUUAUGAUAUUGGUACAUAAAAGUGUAAUGAAUGUAAUUCUAAUUGUUUGAGUUGUUAAAUAACAUCUAUUAAUUGUACUUCAUGUGAUUCUACUAAAUAGAGAGUUUUGAAUAUUUAAACAAAAACAUGUGUUUGUUAAAAUGGCACUAUAGAAAUAAACGGUAUUUGUUAAGAAUGUAAUGCUUCAUGUAAAACUUGUUAAAAUUCAAUUUCAUAAUGUACAUCAUGUUAAUCUAUGAGACUAUUAAUAAAUAAUGAAUGUAUUUGUAUAGAUGGUACAUAUGAAUCCAGUAUUGAUAAUAAAUGUCAUUUUUGUUAUAAGACUUGUUUAACAUGUGCUUAUUAAGAUACUACAUGUUUAACUUGUUCUGAUGCAGAUUUUAGAAUUAUGAAACCAGGAAAUAUAUGUGCAUGUUUUGAUGGAUAUUUUGAAAAUUCAAUAACAUUAUCUUGUAAUAAAUGUGAUAAUUCUUGUAAAACAUGUGAACUUAUAGCAACAAAUUGUACAUCUUGUGAUGAAGUACUUAAUUAUAAUAUAUAAUUUAAUCAAUGUGUUUGUAAAUCUGGUUAUUUUUAUAAUGCUAUAACAAAAUUAUGUGAAGGUAUUAUUAUUAAUAUUUAUUAUAGCUUGUAAUUUUACAUGUAAAGAAUGUAGCAGUUAGUUAAAUUGUAUUGAAUGUGACUUAAAUACUAGAUAUUUUGAUGAUCAAAAUUUUAAAUGUCUUUGUUAAGAUGGUUAUUAUGAAGUCAAUCUUAAUUAAUGUUAAAGUAUAUUGAUAUUUAAUAAUUAUUAGUAUGCAAUAUAUCAUGUUAAACUUGCAUUACAUCUUCAAAUAAUUGUACAUCAUGUGAAACACUUCUAUAUUAUAGAAUUUUAAAUAAUAAUUAAUGUAUAUGUUAGGAUGGAUAUUAUGAUAUUGGAAUAUCAAUGUGUUAAUAAUGUAAUGGUGUUUGUAAAACAUGUUAAUUAUCAGCAUUUAAAUGUUAUUCAUGUUAUCAAAAUGAUCAUAUUAGAAUACUUGUUAAUAAUUAAUGUAUCUGUCAAUCUGGUUAUUUUGAUAAUGGAACUUUAGUAUGUUAAAGUAAUAGAUAAAAAUUAUAAUUAGAAUGUUCAAAUGAAUGUCUUACUUGUAGUGGAUCAGAGAAUCAUUGUACUAGUUGUGAUAUUAAUUAAAAAAGAAUAGAUUAAUCAAUUAUUUAUAGAUGUCCAUGUAUAACAGGCUUUUAUUCUGAUGAAAAUAAGAUAUGUUAAAGUAAUAAAUAAAUUUAAUAAUAGAAUGUCAUAUUAAAUGUGCUUCUUGUCUUAAUUAAAGUGAUCAUUGUUUGAGUUGCAAAUUCUUACCUAAUAAUAAUAGAUAUACACUUUCAUAAAAUUGUGAUUGUAAAUCUGGUUAUUAUGAUGAUGGUAUUUAAUUACAAUGUUAACAAUGUAAUCCUAGAUGUAAAACUUGUAUAAAUACAUCAAUUUAUUGUUAAACAUGUUUUGAUAGUCUAAGAUUCAACCCACCUUAAUGUGAUUGUAUUAAUGGUUAUUUUGAAAAUGAGUAAAAAUAAUGCUAACGUAUAUAAAUGUAUUAAUCUAUUAUUAGCAUGUAAUCAUUAAUGUAAUACUUGUAUUAAUGAAUCAUAGAAUUGUUUAACAUGUAAACCUGGUAGAAUAACAAAUUUAUGUAUAUGUUAAGAUGGUUAUUUUGAAGCAGGAUUGUAAGCAUGUUUAAGUAAUUAAUUAUAUAAUUUACAUAGAAUGUGAUAUUUAAUGUAAUACAUGUAAUGUAACAACCUCAAAUUGUUUAACAUGUAAAGGUGAUCGUAUCAAUCCACCAAAUUGUACAUGUUUAUAAGGUUACUUUGAUGAUUUUAUCAAUGAUAAUUGUUAAUUAUGUGAUUCAUUAUGUAAAACAUGCAAUCGAUAGGGUUGUAUCUCUUGUGCAGGAAAUAGAAUUUUAUCUGAAGAAUUUACUUGUGAUCCACCUGAAAAUUCUAUAUGUAAUGAUAUCACUCCUUGGUGUUCAAGUAUAUAUUAUAAUAUAUUAUUUUUAGCAUGUGAAGUUGCAGUAUUGAAUAUUCAAAUAUCUGAUGAUUUGAAAUCUAUAAUUGUUAAAUUUGAUUUCCCUUUAAAUCCUUAAAGUAUGUCUAAUUAAGUUUAACAAAAUUUGUGUUAUUAAAUACUAUCCAAUACUAAUUUAAUUAAAUUUGGACUCAAUCCUUAAUGUAAAAUUGAUGAUAUUGAUAACAAAAUUCUAUAUUUAAACUUUGGUAGUAAUCCAACUAUAAUUGAAGGAGAUACUAUUGAAUUCCUUCCCAAUACAUUAUAAUAACAAGAUUGCAAUGUUAAGUUAUCAAUAUUUAUAUUAAACAAUGUUAAAUCACCAUAAAAUCCAGUUAGUCCUAUUUUAGAAUUCAAUGUACCUGAAAUUUAAUUAAAUCCUUGUGAUAAUAAUAUUAUUACACUAAAAUCAAAAUCUAAUGAUGGUUUUAGAGGAUUAAAAAAUAUUAUAUGGACAUAUAUUGUUUAUGGAUCUUUUGGCAAUGGAGAUCUUGAUAUUUUUGUAUAAUAAUAAACAAGUCUCUAAUUACUAGAUUUAAAUAUAGAUGCUCUUAUAUUACCAAAAUAAUCUAAUAUUACAUUUACAGUUAGAUUUUCUAAUUUUAUUGGUUAAUAAUCAUAAUAAAUUAUUAAAAUAUUAACUCAUUCAGGUGCUGAACCUUCAGUUAAUUUUAAUGUUAAAAAACAAUUUUAUUCAUUUUCAAUUAUAAAUAUAGCUUUUACAAUAUAAAAGAUUAAUUGUUCAACAUAAUUGAUUGAAAAUUCUAAUUAUUAGAUAAGUUUAUAAGAGAAUGCUAGAACAUUUGGUUCACCUUCAGAAAUUGAUUACAAAACAAUUUCAAAUCAGAAAGAAUUUAAUAUAAAAAUUCCAUCUUAUAAAUUAACCCCAAGAGCAUUAUAUACAUUUUAAUUAAAUGUUUCUGAUUCAUCAAUAAAUUACUUUUCCUCAUAAUAAACUAUAAUUGAAAUAAUUCCUGCAGGAUUCUUAUGUAAAUUUAAUGGAGUCUAACCAAUUUAAGAUUACAAAAAGGAUCUAAAAAUAUUAAUUGAAUGCUAAGAUUUAGAUACAAAAUAUUUACCUAAUUAAGAUCCUGAUUUAACUAUUAAUGUUAAUUGUACUGAUUUAUCUACAAAUAAUAUCUGUUUGGACAUAAAAUCUUAAAAAAUUAAAGUUAAUAAAACAGAUUAUGAACAAAAGAUAUUGAAAUAUUCAGUAAAAUCAUUUACAGUUUAAUCAUGGAAAGUAACUGCAUACAAAAAUGGAUCAAAUUAAACUUUUGAAUAAGUAGUUGUAUUCUUAGAAGAUAAUUUUAGAGAAUUAUAAAUGAAUUAUAGUAUGGGUUAUAAUAUGAGACCAAUAAAUAGUUAUGAAACUCUCAAUUUCACUUAUUUAAUACCUUUCAGAGAUUUACCAUUGAUUUUAGAAUAUAGUAUAGGAAUAAUAUAUGAUUUUGAAGUUUUGGCUAUAUUACAACCAAGUUGUUAUUAAUAUUAAUUUAGAUUGUUUGAUUAUUAUAGGUAAUUUAAUAAAGGAAAUUAAAUUAAUCUUAAAUUUUUAGUCUAAUAUAUUAAUGAUAUAAUGCCAGCAUAGUAUAAUUUAAAAAUAAAUUUAAAUUAACCACCUUAAUGCACAAUUUCUAUUGAUUCUAAAGGUAAUAAAGCUUUAAGUUAUAUCAAUGUAAUAACUAAUUGUCUAUUUUCAAUUGACACUCCAUAUAAAUAUUAACUAAGAAUCUUACUCAAUGAAAAAGAUUAUGUAGAUUACAAAUAAACAAAAUCUGAUUAUUCAUUAAUAUUAUACUCAUUUUAGAGUUCAAACAAAUUCUAAAUUUUAUUACCCUAUUCUUAAAUAUAUGUGAUUGUAUAAAUUAUGGAUGCAGAUGGAUCAAUAACAAAUAUUGAAUAAGAAAUAAUAAUAGAUAAAAUAGAUUAAAUUUAUUUUAAUUGUUCAACACUUUCAUAUUAGAAUUCCACUUUUAGAUAUCAAAUUGCUUUAGCUUUAGAAUUAAUUCUUAAUAAUAAUCAAAAUUAAAUUUGUUUAUAAGUUGCAAAUUAAAUCUUAUCUAAUAUCAAAUAAUUAGCUACUACCUAUAAAUUUGAAGAUUAACAAUUAGCUUAUAAAUUUAUCAAAGUUUAUACACAUUAUUACUUAAAUAUGAACUAUACAAACUCUACUAAUUUAACUUAAAGAACACUACAAGAAUCUUCAAUUAAUAGAUGUUAUGACAAUACAAACUAGAAAUUCAUUAUUACAAAUUUAAAAGAUUCUAAUGAACCAUAAUAUAAUUACUCUUAUUUAUAGACAAAUGUGAAUUAAUUGAAAAUUAAUAUAAAUCAAUUAAUAAAAGAUAAAUUUUAAUUAGAAUUAUAAAUAAAUGAAGACUCUUUAAUUUUAUAAGAAUCACUUUAUUAACACAGAGAAUUAAUAUUAGAAUCAUUAAAAAUAUCAAUACUAUUCAUUGAUGAUGCAUUUUCAAUAUUAUCAAAAACAAUCAUAACUAAGGAUAGUGAAAAAAUAUUAAUAUAUAAUAUUGGUGAAUAACUUUUAUAAUUAAUAUAAUCAAUUUCUGAUUAAAUCAAUAGUCAAGCUUAAGUUGAUGGAAAUGAACUUAUUAUUUAUGGACAAUAAUUAUCAUGGAAAUUAAAAAGAUAAUCAAAAACUAAUUUCAAUAAAUUAUCUAAUAUUGAAUUUGAUUUCACUGAUCAUUUCAUUGCCUUUAUUGAAAAAGCUUAAACAUCUAUCUCUUAUAAUUUCUAUCAUUUAUUAAUUGAUUAUUAAUAUUAAUUACAAUAAUAAUUAAAUUAUUCAUAUUUGUAGAUAGAUUAAAAUAAUUUAAUAAUUGUAAGUCUUAGAAAUUAUAGAACUAUGUAAAAUUAUGUAAAUUAGGAUAAUUUUUCUUAAUAAUAUAAUGUUCAAUUAGAAUAAUUAUAAUAUUGUGAAGAGACUUAGAUAUAUAAUUAAAAUGACGUUUAUGAACUCUCUUGUAUUUAAUUAUCUAAAACUAAUUUAUUUCAGAUUUGCGAUAUUAAUUCCAUUCACCAAAAUUCUUCUGUUUAAGUACUUUGUAAUUGUAAUUAAUUUGGAAAUAUAUUUUUAAUUCAAAUACCUAUAAAUUAAACAAAAAAUUAGAACAACUCUGAAAUUUCAAUAGAUCCUAUAAUUACAGAAUAGAAAAAUCUCUAUAUUUUUGAAUAACCAUUUAUCUUACUUUAAAGCAUAUUAAUUUGCUUUUCCAUAUUAAUUUAUUAUUAAUUGUUUACUAUAGAAAAUAAACCUAAUGAAUAGAUAACUUAAGUGUAUUAAAAUAUAGAGAGUUCUGAUGAUUUAAAUAAAAUAGAGAAAAAGGAUCAAUUAAAAUGUUAUCCAGGCGAUAUCUUUAUUAUUAAAGAGAAUUAUAAAGUAUUUUAUUGUAUCUAUUUUAGUACAUUCAUUAAUUUUUUUCGAUAUUCUAUUGUGAUGAUAUGAUUUUAAAGAAGAGUUAUAGGUUUCUACAAUUUUUUACAGAACUUAGUUUUCUGAAUCCUAUGGCAAUUUGUUUAAUAACUGUAUUAUCAGAUGAAUUGCUAUUAAAAAUGGUAUUCUUCAUCAAUUUUUCGAUUAUCUUAUUAAUGAGAUUUAUAUUUAAGUUAUUUUAAGCAAUAUAUAGAUUUGGUGGAAGGUGUGCUCUACUUAUAGUUUUUAUUUUGAUAUUGCUCUAAAUACUUAAUUAUAUAUUGUUCAUAUAUGCACUUAUAAAUAAGUAAUAUAUAUUAUAUAUAUAUUAGUAAUUAAAACACUGGAUAUAUCAAUAUACAGAUAUUAUUGAUUUCAGGAGGAACAAUAGUAUUAACAUAUUUCAUAUAUGAUCCUGUAAUAAUUUUGGUCAGAAUACUUUUAUAUAAAAUAAUAAUUUAAAGUAUUAAAAGUAAGUAACUUAAUCCACUAUAUCAUUUUGUCUAUUUUUUCAUACAACAUUAUAAGUUAGAUGAAAUAUUUGACAAAUAUAUAAUAUUUUGA